AUGAACUCAGCUUCUAGCAAUUAGUUGCUUCAAAAACUUCAAAAUUUGUAUUCUACAUAAAAGAAAGCUAGCCAACACUCACAUUCACCAAUUAAGCCAAUUGCCACUAAAGAAAUCAACUAAUUGCUGUAAAAGUCAUCACCAGUCCCUUACCUUUAAGUCAAACAAUAUGAUGUAGAAUAAUGGACUGAUCGUAUUGUUAGAUAAAUAGAUAAGCAUAAUUCAUUUACUUAAAAUGAAAUUCCACUUGAUAUACAACCUUAAAAAUACUCUAAUAUCAAUACACCUAUUGAACAAUCCUUGAUUAAAUCACUGGCACAUAUUGAAAAAUAGCUUAAAUAACUUAGAUAUUCUAAAGAUCAUGAUUAACAUACCUUUACAACCAUUAUAACAAAAAUGAAACUCUUUUGUCUUGAUAAUUCUACAAUUUGCUUUGAUUUUUAUAGAUGUACAGAUCUUAUUCUACUCAAAUUCAUGAUUUAUCUUUUAAUCUUAGAAUUAAACCAAUAAUCUAAUAAUAAUAAAAAAGAAUAAGUAUAAGAUUAGACUUAGCAAUUUCAAAAUAUGGUUAAGGAUAUAGUAACUAUUGUGUAUGAAAUCAUAGAAGAAAUAAAAUCUAAAUAGCAUAUUAGUACUUAAAUCGAUAACCUUAAUAAUCAAUUAACUAAAAUAUAAAAUUCAUUUAAACCUUAAUAAAAUUAUAAUAGUUCUUUAAAAACUAUAAAUAAAUCAUCUCUUCAUCAUAGAUUUAAUAGUUGCAAUUUAGAUAAAAAUAAUAAUACAUCAAUACAUUAAAAUAAAUUAUCUACUGAAAUUAAUCUAAGUAAUAAUCAAUUUAAAAGUAAUCCUUAAUUAAAUAAUGGAUCAUAAAAGAUUAUUAAAUAUUAAAUUGAUGAAUUAGAAUAGAAAUCUAAACUUAUUACAUCAUUAAAUGAAUAAAUUUUGAAAUUAUAAAAUAAUAAUAAAAAAUAAAUUAUUUCAAUCACAGAUUUAAAUGCUUAAAAUGAAUCCAUCAAAUCUUAAUUAAAAUCCAAAAUUGAUGAAGUAUAUUAUUAAAUUAUUUAUAUUUUAUAGAUAGAACAAUUAAAAAGAUCAAAUGAACUUUUAAAAUCAAGUAACCAACUUUAUUUGGAAGAAAAAGAACAAUAUUUUAAUCUAUAUCAUGAUUUUGAAUUAGAAAACAGCAAACUCAAAUAAAAUCUUGAAAAAUAUAAAGUAAUUUAUAAAUAUUUAUAUUAUCUAGACUGCUCAUGAUUAAAUUAAGACUCAAUUUGAUAAAUAUUAAAAUGAAACCUACACAUAUUAUUAAUAAUAAUGUAAUCAACUUUAAUAAACCAAAGAUAAUGAGAUAAAAUAAUUGAAAAUUGAAUUAAAUGAAAAAUCAUCAAUAAUAGUAUUAAUUAAUAUUACUCUUUAUAGACAUAAUUAGUAGGGGAUACAAUAUUUUUUGGGAAAUAAUACAAAAAUAUAGUUGAAAGAAUAGUUAAUAUUUCACAGGAAGACUUAGGUAAGGAGAUGUUAGAAUUAUAGAAGGAGUUGUUUGUUUCUUAAAAUACUUUGAAUGCUAAGCUAAAUGCUAUAUCUAGUUAUUCAGAUAAUAUCAUGUAUGAUUCUGGCCAAGAAUAUCUAUAAUAGAGUUAAUUAUCUAAUUUGAUGGUAAACAGAACUGUAUCAUCCAAAAGUGGAUAUCAAUAAAAUAUGAAAUAAAGCAAAGUAUAUGAAUUGUUAAAUGGAUAAAAAAAUUAAUUUGAAUUGAUGCAUAUGCUUUUAAUGUAGAGUUAAGUACUUGAGUAAUUUUUAUCAUGA
Paramecium primaurelia is the source of this 1806-nucleotide messenger RNA. The record is from the annotation of a GenBank genome assembly. Lineage: Eukaryota; Ciliophora; Oligohymenophorea; Peniculida; Parameciidae.